AUUUAAAAAAAACGGCGUCAUUUCUGUACGUACAGCCACUUUAGGCGGAGUUUUAUAAAAUUAAUGUUUAUGCUAUUGCUGUGUUUUACCGUCAGCGUUCAGAACAAUGACUGAGGAUGCAGUAAAGGUUUGUGUUCGGUUUCGUCCACUCGUCGAGAGGGAGGAGAACGCCGCAGCAGGGAAGGGAGAACCCGUCCAGCUGUUCUGGAAAGCAGACUCGAGAUCCAUCUAUCCCAUCGACGAUGGAAACACCGGGAAAAGCUUCAGCUUCGACCGAGUGUUCACCGCAGAGGAGAGCACCGACCAGCUGUACCGCGACAUUGCCAAACCCCUGGUCGUGUCCACCGUGGGGGGAUACAACGGAACCAUGUUCGCGUACGGUCAGACUUGUUCCGGUAAGACGUUCACCAUGAUGGGCAGCGAGCAUGCUCCAGGGGUCAUUCCUCUGGCUAUGGAAGAUGUUUUCCAAACCAUCAAGAAGUUUCCAAAGAAGGAGUUUCUUCUCAGGGUGUCCUACAUGGAAAUCUACAACGAGACGGUCACGGAUCUGCUGGUGGACCACUGGAAAAGGAAGCCCCUGGAAGUGAGAGAAGGCAUGAAUAAAAAUGUGUAUGUGGCGGACCUGACCGAGGAGCUGGUCACGUCUUCCUCACAGGUCCUGGCCUGGAUCCGGAAAGGAGAGAAAAACCGCCGCUAUGGGAAGACGAAGAUGAACCAGAGGAGCAGCCGCUCGCACACCAUAUUUCGGAUGAUCCUGGAGAGUCGUGAACGGAGCGACCCGGCAUCGAGUGAAAGUGCUGACGGAGCCAUCAUCGUGUCUAACUUGAAUCUGGUGGAUCUAGCUGGAUCUGAGAGGGCCAGCCAAACCGGGGCAGAAGGUGAACGGCUAAAAGAAGGCUGCAACAUCAACCGCAGUUUGUUCACACUCGGCCAGGUGAUCAAUAAGCUGACCGAUGAAACCCAGAAAGGUUACAUAAACUACAGAGACAGCAAGCUGACUCGCAUCCUACAAAGCUCCUUGGGAGGGAAUGCAAAAACGGUGAUCGUCUGCACCGUCACUCCUGCCAGUCUGGAUGAGACUCUCAGCACGCUGCAGUUUGCCUCCACAGCUAAAAAGAUGAAGAACGACCCUCAAGUGACGGAGGUGUCAGACGAUGGCGCUCUGCUGAAACGCUAUCGCAAUGAGAUCGUGGACCUAAAGCGACGACUCCAAGAGGUCUCUUCAGUGGAGCAGACCACUGCCACCGAGAAGGAGGUGCUCUCUCAGCUGCUCCAAGAGAAGGACCAACUGCAGAGGGAGCAGGAAGACCGCAUCCGGAACCUGACCAAGCUGCUGGUCACCGGCUCCAAUCUGGUUCCUGUUCACAAGGCCCCCAAACGCAGAGUUACAUGGGGAGGGAAGAUGUCCAGGCUCAGCCAGGCUUCCACCUGUGAGGACGGCACGUCAAAACCCUUCAGCCGUAGGCGGAAAAUGGAGCACACCCUACUGAGCGACAUGAACGAGGAUGAGGAAUUCUUCGAUUCUCAGUGGGGGAUUCCUGAGGACCCACCCGACGACAUGGAGCCCAGUCGGACCUCCAUGUCUUCCUGGAGCAUUGGGAACAGUUUUAGAGAGUUUGCGUCUCCUGGUCAGACAUGUGAGCUUUCAGAGGAGGUGUCCAGCCUGAAGCAGCAGCUGGAGGCAGAGAGUCGGCAGAGAGAGGAGGCCAUGAAGACGCUGGAAGCUUCCAACUGCAGGGUGGCAGAGCUGGAAAUGCAGCUGCAGACUGAAGCUCUGGAGAAGAUGGAAGCUCUGGAGAAGAUUCAGAGUGCUGAGCAGAAAGUUUCAGAGCUGGAGAUGCAGCUGCAGACUGAAGCUCAGCAGAAGAUGCAGACGUCUGAGCAGAAUGUUUCCGAUUUGGAGAUGCAGCUGCAGACUGAAACUCUGGAGAGGAUGCGCAUGUCUGAACAGAAAGUUUCAGAGCUGGAGAUGCAGCUGCAGACUGAAGCCCAGCAAAAGAUGGAAGCUCUGGAGAGGAUGCAGAUGUCAGAACAGAAAGUUUACGAAUUGGAGAUGCUGCUGCAGACUGAAGCUCAGCAGAAGAUGCAGACGUCUGAACAGAACGUUUCCGAUUUGGAGAUGCAGCUGCAGCAGAAGAUGGAAACUGUGGAGAUGCUGCAGUUGAGAGUUGCAGAGCUGGAGCACCAGCUGGAGGAGCAGAGCAGUUCUGAUGUUCAUAUGAGAAGAGAGUUUGCAGAAGCCAUCCAGCUCUGUGACACUCUAACCUCAGAGAAGGAUAUGCUUGCUGCUGAACGAGAUUCCCUGAAGCAGGAACUGAGCAUUUUCAUGGACCAGAUGGAACAUCUGGAGCGAGACAAGGCUGCUAUGGCCGAGGAACUGAAGGAGAUGAAGGACUUAGAGGAGUUCAAUGCUCUGGAGGAAGACUUCAGGAAAGAGCAGGAGAACGAGUUCAGAAGUCAAAUUUCUUCCCUGGAAAAGGCCCUGGAAUCUGCUAAACUUCAGCAUGUGGAGCUUCAGAACAAACUUCAAACUGUUUCUGAAGAGCUCAAGAAGAAAAGUGAAUAUGCAGAAGAACUCCAGAAUAUGAGCGGGAAAAAUUUGGUUCAGGAGGUGGCGGAGCUUCGGCGCUCUCUAGACGACGCCGAGGGGGUCAGCAGAGACACCAAGAAGGAGUGGGCAGUCCUCCGCAGUCAGAACAUCUCUCUGCUGGAGCUGAAGGCCACUCUGACGAGCAGCCAGGAGAAGAUGGAAGCUGAGCUGAGCACUCUGCGCCUGCAGCUGGAGACGGAGAAGUCACGGAACAAGAAGAUGCAGAGCGACCUCCAGAAAGAGUUGAACGUAGCCUUUAAUGAAAACGCCAAGCUCACCUCUCUGCUGGACGGCAAAGUCCCGAAAGACCUCAUCGACAGCCUGGAACUCGAGAGAAGAGCGGUUGCAACCACAAAGGAGCUAAUGGCGGCUCACGAGGCAGAGCAGGCUCUCAAGGUUCAGCUGGAGGAGCUUCAGGCUCUUCCAGAUAAAGUGGACAGUUUGAGGAAGCAGGUGGAAGGUCUAUCAGAGGAGCUGCGAGGCGUUGAAGUUGAGCGGGAUGGUCUGAAGUCGGCCUGCGCUCAGAGUCAGCUGGAGGAAGAGCAGCUCAGAGAAGCUCUGCAGAGCUGUGAGGACGAGCUGCAGCGGAUCCAAACCGAGCAGCAGGUGGACUCUCUGAGCUCCCACCAGGAGAGCUGGAACGCUGAGAGGAGUCGGCUGCUGGCUUCUCUGGAGGACAUGGAGGAGAAGGCUGCAGAGACUCAGAUCCUCCUGGAGUCUCUUCAAAACCAGCUUCGGGAUGAAAGGCAGAGGAACGCUGAUCUGCAGGAGGAGAUGCUGAGGAUGUCUCAGGAGCUCCAGGCGGGUGGCGCUCAGAGCUCGGCGCUGGAGGUGGACCGGCUGCUCUCUGACGUCGCUGCUCUGACGACAGAGAGGGACCAGCUGAAGGAGGACAUGAAAGAGAAUGUGGAUAUGAUGAUCGAGACUCAGGCGGAGCUCAGGGCGGCACUGGAGAAGAACCGCGAGCAGAUGAAGAAGAUCAAACUCCUGGAAGUUGCUCAAGAUGCAAAGGUGGAGAGUUCACAGCUGGAGGAGCUUCAGACAAAGAUGAGGAGCCUGUGCCAGGAGAUCACCAGCCUGCAGCAGGAGAGAGACCGUCUGCUGUCUGAGCAGACAUCCUCGUCUGCGCAGGAGGAGGAGGAGCUGCUGCUGCACAGAGUGACGGCGCUCACAGAGGAGAGAGAUCAACUGCAGGAGAUCCUGGAGGGAGUCAGGGAGGAGAAGAAGCAGAUGAGAGCAGAGCUGGAGGAACACAUGGAGACGGCGGCUGAGGCUCAAGGUCUCCUCCAUUCGGUCCAGCAGCAGCUACAGGAUCAGAUCCAGAGUUUCCAUGACCUUCAAACCACCAGAGAGGAGGAGCAAAGUCGUCUGGAGCAGCAGCUUUCAGAGAGGACGGGUCUCCUCCAGUCUCUCCAGGAGGAACUCCAGGAGCAGAAGCAAAGCAAGUCUGAUCAAGGGAAAGAGUUUGAGCAGAGAGAGUCUGAUUUGAAGCAUCAGCUCCUGCUUCUGACUGAGGAGCUUGAAAAGGUAGAGAGAAACCAUCUGGUCCUUCAAGAGCAAGAUGCUGGUCAGAGAUCCUCAAAGGAGGAGGAGGAGCUGCUGCUCAGAGUGACGGCGCUCACAGAGGAGAGAGAUCAGCUGCAGGAGAUCCUGGAGGGAGUCAGGGAGGAGAAGAAGCAGAUGAGAGCAGAGCUGGAGGAACACAUGGAGACGGCGGCUGAGGCUCAAGGUCUCCUCCAUUCGGUCCAGCAGCAGCUACAGGAUCAGAUCCAGAGUUUCCAUGACCUUCAAACCACCAGAGAAGAGGAGCAAAGUCGUCUGGAGCAGCAGCUUUCAGAGAGGACGGGUCUCCUCCAGUCUCUCCAGGAGGAACUCCAGGAGCAGAAGCAAAGCAAAUCUGAUCAAGUGAAAGAGUUUGAGCAGAGAGAGUCUGAUUUGAAGCAUCAGCUCCUGCUUCUGACUGAGGAGCUUGAAAAAGCAGAAAGAAACCAUCUGGUCCUUCAAGAGGAAGAUGCUGGUCAGAGAUCCUCAAAGGAGGAGGAGGAGCUGCUGCUCAGAGUGACGGCGCUCACAGAGGAGAAAGAUCAGCUGCAGCAGGAGCUCAGAGAAGAAAAGCAGCUGAAAGGAGAGUUGGAAGGAAGAGUGGAAAUGCUGCUGGCAGAGAUUUCAGGACUGAACAUGAGUUUACAGACUGGUAGAGAGCAGAUGAAGCAGCUGGAGGAAGAUCUGCAGCACAACAUGUAUUUGGCAUCUUCAAGAGAAGCUCUCCUGAAGUCUGUCCAGGAGGAGCUGAAGGAACAGAGGAACAUCCACUGUGAUCUAGAGAAACUGCUUCAGGAGAAGGAGAGCUCCUUCAGCCACAAGAUGCAGGACCUGUCAGGAGAACUGGAGAGCACUAAAGCCGAGAGGAGGUCCCUGCUGUGUGAGAGCCAGAAGUUCACAGAGGAGAAGGAGGAGCUGCUGCGUAGAGUGAUGUCUCUGAAGGAGGACAAGCAGCAGCUGGGAGCUCAGCUGAACGAGGAGAAGGAGAAGAUUUGGGACCUGCAGCAGAAGCUGAGCCGGCAGGAGCAGCUGGAGGCACAGCGAAACAAAGAGCGAGAGCAGGAGAGCCGGCAGUACCGAGAGCUGCUGAUUGAGACGAACAGAAACAUCUCCGCCCUCAAAGAGCAGCUGUUUGUUCUGGAGCAGAAGAGCAGAGAAAAGGAGGAGGAGAAGCACGGGGUGGCGUCAUCUCGUCUGCAGGAGUCCAAACUUCUCCUUCAGGAGUCUUUCGGGAAACUGGAGGAGUUCAUUAACACCUGCAGGGGGCGCUUCUCCGUCCCUCUGGACCCGGCUCUGAGGUCUCGGGGUUCCCUCAUCCACCCGUACAUCAGCUCUCUUCCAGAGGCCAGUGUGGAUGUGUACAUGUCCAUGCAGCAGCAGGGGCUGGAGAGCGUUCAGAGGCUGCAGAGCGUGCAGAUGCAGCUGCAAGCACAAGCGGUCGCCUACAGGAGACUGCUGGAGGUACUGGUGAGGAAGGAGGACGCCGUGUAUGAGGAGCGGCGGCUGCAGGACCUGCUGCUGUGCAGAACGCAGGAGCCCGACUGCGACCUGCAGGCUCUGUGGGAGCGCAGGCUGAGCGAGCUGCUGGACAAACGGCGGCUCUACCAGCAGAAAAUGGAGAACAUCUUGGAGAAGCUCUGGGCUCAGAUGGCGUCCCACAUGUCAGAGCUGAGAGCUGAGAUCGCAGCGAGGGAGAAGUUCAGGGAGCAGCUGCAGGCCGCCGUCGCCAAGCAGCCAAUCGUUCUCGGCGAGCUACACGGCGUCCUGCAGCGCGAGCUGGAGCGCAGGUCUUCUGCGGCUCAAAGCAGCGCUGCUUCUGUGCAGUUCAUGGAGGAGCAGAAGGUUCUGUUUGAUGAACUGAAGCAGCAGGACGCCCAAACCGAAUCUCUUCUCAGAGAGGAGAAGAGCAAGACGUGCACUCUGCUGCAGGCUCUAGAGGGCGCUCCUCUGAAGACAGAACUCUCUCUGCUCAAAGACAACCAGGAGCUCCUUCUGCAGCUCCAAGAGGCUCAAGAAAACGUCAAAACGCUGCACAUGCAGAUGGAGCAGCUGCAGGAGGCGCAGGCGAGCGCCCACAGCCGCUUAUCCUGCCACAAGGAGGCCACGCAGCUGCUGCAGACAGAGCUGCAGGACAGCCGCGCCCUCGUCCAGGAGAAGGAGAGCGCCAUCGAGGAGAAGGAGAGCGCCAUCCAGACGCUCAGGAACAAACUGCGCGAGUCCGAGAAAAGAGCAUCUCCUGCUGCAGAAGAUCUGGAGAAUCUGAAAAAGAAGUUGUUCCAAAUGGAGGUGAAGCUCACUUCAAUGUCAGAGGAACACAAACAAGAGAUCCAGAAGAUGAACUCGCUGUUGAGCAUUAAGGAGGACUCCCUGAGGAGGCUGAAGGAGGAUCUGAGGAGGUCUCAGCGGCGGGGGGAGGAAUCCUUUCUGGAGGGUGAGGUUCUCCAUGCUAAACUGGUGAACCCCAAAGGUCAGGUGGUCCAGAGCAGCAUUCUGCUAGAAAAAACCAAGCUGGAAGAGGAAGUCAAACAGCUUCAUCUGAAAAUCACCCAGCUGGAAAGCUUGGUGUCCAGCCUGCAGGCAGAGGUCACCAAAUGGAAGAACAGAGCCAUUAAACUGAAGAACAAGACUGAGAUGGACAAGCCUCCAUCUCCUUGCACCACCUCCACCAAGAGGCCUCCCCCCACGACUGUCGACAUCCUGUGCUCACCUAAAAAGAUGCUGCUGAAUUCCAGCAAGAUCCUGGGCUCGCCUCGGAAGGGUCCCGAGUCUCCCAGCAAACCUCUGGACUCGCCCAAGCCCUCGCUCUUCAGAUCACCCAAGAGCAGGUUCUUUGACGCGGGCGGGGCUUCGGAGAUGCUCACAAGAAGUCGUCCCAAACAGUUCUUUGAUAACUCUGGGCUGGGAACCACUCCAGAGAUCUCACUCGCUCCUGACUCAGCUGACAGCGACAUCGAUGCAGCAGCUGGAGCCGACAGAACGGAUCCAUGUUGGACUAGUUCUCCCAAAAAAGAAGAUUUUUGUAAACCACAAUAAAAUGACACGGAGGAUUUUUAAAACAUAUAUAUAAUUUUGUUAGAUUUAAUAAACAAAGUACAUUUUAUUACAAUGUUUUAGUCUAAUGAUUGUCCUUUCAUUUUAUUUUCCUCCUCCAUGUGGAAUUCUGUUGAUAAUUGAAAACAACAAUUUCAAAAUAAAAUGUGGGGUUUAUUUUUCUGCUGCCUUAAGAUUUAGUUUCAGUCUGAAAAGCUGAAAUUCCCAUAGUAAAAAAGUAGGGUGGCACGCUGAUGUCCGUUACCGAUGAUUAUCUUCUGAUAGUGAACAGUAUGACGUCACGCCAAUGAUUCCAAUAAGAAAAAAAAAUGUAGCUGAUAAAAUGGACAGAUAAUUAAAAGCUUAAACUGCAA
Molecule: messenger RNA, 7536 nt
Organism: Oryzias melastigma (Indian medaka)
Lineage: Eukaryota; Metazoa; Chordata; Actinopteri; Beloniformes; Adrianichthyidae
Gene: cenpe
Product: centromere protein E
Exons: 50
Coding region: 107-7165 (2352 amino acids)
Biological process (GO): mitotic cell cycle; microtubule-based movement
Cellular component (GO): microtubule
Molecular function (GO): plus-end-directed microtubule motor activity; ATP binding; microtubule binding
Source: RefSeq, a predicted model, not a curated record